GCUGCUGACAGUUGACAGUCGAGUACAGUCGUCAGUACAGGGACGUGACAUCCACUCGACUUGCCACGGUGCUACUGGUCUAGCCGAACGAAGCAGCAAAAUAAUUUCGCAGGUUAUCGUUUCCCUUCCUCCUUGCCUGAGCUUCGCGGAGAGAAGCAAGACGGACGGGGACUCUUUCUCUGUGCUUGGAUCACCUUCUGCCGGAAAGAUGAAGAGUAGGUUCAGCCGCAGCAGCCAGAAGAGCCGCGCGAGACCCAGGAGUUCUACAGGCUCGGAGAGGCAAGCCUCGGCGAUCCAGAACCUGCUCGCUACCACACUGUACGACACAGAUCUAGAAGCCUUCCAUCGCUCGAUGCGCCUUGAUUCGGCUAAGGACGACGAUCUAGAAGAAUCUGUAGAGAAAGAGACUGCAGACGGGACCGAUCACCAUGAUCACACGCAACAAGAAUCGGAGCCGGGAAAUGUAACGUUUCCUGAUACUGGUGCCGACGUCGACGGCGGCGACUCACCAGAUGAUCAACAGUGCAGUCCGCUUCGCACUUGCCCCCCAACUCCUGCUGCUGGCUCGGUCUCGUCGGGCGCGAUCGGAAGGCUUCUGGUUUUCCCCGGUGCACGGCACAGCCGACGAGGCACCGGUACUAGUACGCAUUCUCGUACCUCGCGCGACACUGGACCGCUAGCGCUGGCUAGCGAUGGCCCUUACACACACCAUGGCGGUUGGUUGUGUCCGAAUAAUUGUGCUCCGCCACUCGGUACAUGUACAUGCAGCGACAAGCGUGGACGCGCAAAGAGCACGAGCAAAGUUGUUCGGUGUCCCCAGCCGGCGAGCAAGGCAUCUGCGAAGGAGCGGAGCGACGACACCCAAGAAAAGGAAGCAGCCGACACAGGUUUGUGGGAAACGGCAAGAUACGGCUCAAACAGCCAGGUGCGCUUUCGACUCAGGACUGAUGGAGCUGUAGCGAAGGACACGCCGUCUCUCUAUGCCCAGCAAGCGGCAGACUCACUGUGUUCAGAGUCUGACAUAGAUCUACCUGGUGGAUCGCGACACCGCAGUGCGGACAGGGGAUUAUCCAAAGCGUCAGCCUACCGAUUUUUAUCGGUCGACUCAGCGGGCAGAGAAGGAGAAGACGAAGCGGAAGCGGAGGACGAGAGUGAGGUAGCCACGAGUAGUGGGAACGGCGCACUGCGGCCGCCUGCACACACCAUCAUCAGUGGGAAGUCAGCAGCAGCGCCAUGGCUGGCAAACACCGAGCAAGGCGUCGACCCCGACCCCUCCACUAUCCAGACUCAUCGACCAUCGCAACAAGGACUGCUCGGGCCUACACUUCGUCCAAGCCGCGUGCGUCGAGCGCUGGCCUGGAUAGCGACUCGGUUGAGCUCCCUAUUCGGAUGCGGAUCCGUCCGCAGGUUUCGCUGGGGCUUGUUCAGGAGGACGGGUGGACGUCGAUGGUCCAGGAGCUCAGCUUCCAGAGGGCCACUUCCCACCCCACUGCGCCCCGCUGCAACGCGAUGCGAGCCCAUAGGUGGCAGAUCAAGCAGGUCGACGUCGUCGCGUCGCCGUCGCCGCAGCGGAUACCGAUGCACGUCGUCGCGACGGUCUGCGGUUAGAGGUUCGCGUCGGAGGGGCGGAAUGAUGGCCAGUAACUUCGGACUGGGCAGCGAAACCGAUUUGGACGCGCCGGAUUACUUCCGCGAGACGCGGUGCAGGCAGGGCAGUGGCAGUGGAUGGCGGCAAACCAGCAACAACUCACAGCGCUCUGUCUCCACUGAUACAAGUAGCCGCCAGUUUGAUGUGGAUCUUGUAGACGCGGAGAGUGUGUUCUCGCUGUGUGGCACUGUAAUUCCCGAAGAACCGGCCGGCGGUUGCCGACUGCCGCUGAUAGAGACGACAGGACUGGCGCCGCUAGCGGAAGUGUGCACAGAGGACGACGAUGUAGACACCGAUACUACGACAACGUCCGGCGAUGCAUCGACGUCGGCGAGCUCGAGUUGUUACGUCGACCAGGCGUCCGUUGCCGCCAAUGAACGGGGCAGAGUGCCAGCAGGGCUAGUGCCUCUACCGCUGUCGGACAACAGCCAAUGCCCCGUCGUGAUGAGCAGAUUCAGGCGCGCCGUCAAGGGCGCGACUCCUCUGGCCUCGCGCGCGUUGCUCAACUCCCGACUACGCAGCCAGGCGCCAUCGGUGAAGACAGCCGAGGACGCUGCGUCUUCUCAGGCGUCCGGUAAUGGUAGCAGCUUUGACACGAUGUUCGGCAGGACCACCGGUAGCCGGAAAGGCAGCUUGGUCUCUGCAGCCUCUGCAGUGCGAGCACCCACGGGGAACUCUGACACACAUUCCGUCACCCAGGCCAGUCCAGCACCCCAGCACACACUCGAUGAAACUGACGCUCAACAUGGAGGUGCAUACACGCUUGAGCUGAUUGAGCGUACUUCUGGUGAAGGAGAAGACGCGAUGCCGUCACCUCUCCUUGUCGUUGUCAACAACUUUCCCGUGGCCAAGGGACAGUUCACGGAGUGCCAGCGCAGCUGGAUGAAUAGUCUUCAUGCGCUGUGGGUUCUCUCAACCGGCGAAGAGAAGCUAUUUCUCUGGCUGGCGUCCUUCGAGGAAGACGUCAACAGGAAAAUGCUGGAGGAGGUAGCCCUGGUCCACCCGCUGGCGCAUCAUCUCCGUCCCUACUUCAAGCAACGGGUUUCACGCACGCCAAACGCGGCACCUCAGAAGGAACACGCCGUCCGUGGCGGAAAUCUGUACCGAUCAUUUCACGUGACGAGAAACGCGAGCAAGGUGAGCACGGACGGAGCGUCGGCAAUGGCGACGUUGCCAAGGCGACAUAACCACUCCUCGCUCAGUGAGACCAAAACAUGGCAGGCACCGGAAACGGCAGAUGUACAGCAGUUGGCACGGCAACAACGCCAUCAGAAAUCUCCCGUGCGCCGCGUGUCCUCUGGCCCGGCCGGACCUGUACAGGCGACGACAACGACAACCAAGGCGGCGCAGCGCAGGAGCCGCUUUGCCUCGGUCGCGUCCGCGCCGACCCAUCCUCUCGAUCGCCUCCACGCCGGGAGUUACCAUGGCGACGGUGAUGACGUUGUCGUCGACGGUGUUGUGAGCAUCAUGUCCGCUGCUUCUCACUCUCUCAGCAGUGCUCUACACUAUCAGCUGAGCAGCAUUAGGACGAGGAUGCGGCCCACCGGCAAUGUUGUGGAUAGCGGCGGCGGUGGUGGUGCGGGACACUGCGAACGCGCUGCCAGCAUCAAGUCUAACCCGUCAGCCGAGGCAGCACUGUCCGAUCUGGCGUCAUCGCACAGCGUCAAGUCAAACCGUGACGAACACCCAAAGAACGAAAGCGGCGACGGAGGAGGAGCAUCCACUGAAAACCUUUCCAAGUUUCAACAGGAGUACCUGGAGAACACUGAACCGCUGGACAGGUUUGACAAUGCCGUACUGGAGAAAUGGCAAGCGCUGCUUGAACGAGAGAAGGGUUGGAUGAACUGGAUUCCAGAAGACGACGAUGACAACAGCAGCACCAGCAUGAAAGGCACAGGCGCCAGCACCCGGACUGUGCCGUCCGAGCAGCAGCAGGAAAAGCAGCACAGUGGUCAGCAGCAUGCCGUUGACGGUGGCCCGGUGCCGCCAUCGGACGCCCAGCACGGGCGCACCGCGUGGCAAUUCACUGCAAUCACGUCGGAGGUGCUGUGAUGCCUACUCCACCGCACAUUGUCCAGUCCCUCGGCGGAGACGUAAUCUGGAUUCCGGGCGUUAUCGGCAUACCGUCUCACAGACACGUACCCGGUCAUCAUGGAAUGCCGACAACGGCACUAUACCCUUCAGGGUCUUGCCAGGCCCAUAAUAAUUAAAAUCAUGAAUAUACCGUACGGAUAACCCAACGCCUAUGGAGUACGCCAAGGGGUGGCUCCAGACUUACCAUAGCAUAGAGCAAGGAGCUCACUUGCCAGGCCCAUAAUAAUUAGCAUCAUGAAUAUAGGGAUAAUCCAGUAGCAAUGGUGUACAAAAAAAGUGGUGGCUCCUGACCUACAACAAUGUAGAGCAAGGAGCUUGGUCGUCGACUAACACCAAAAGAAAGGUGACAACACUGACCAGCUAGCUAUACACGGCCAUGGGUUGCCAGAGCGUGCUCUCCGCAACCCUCUGAGGCUCUGUUGGUCGGCUCUCCGCAACCCUCUGAGGCUCUGUUGGUCGGCUCUCCACAACCCUUUGUGGGUCGGCCGAGUCAAUCACAACCCUCUGUUGGGCGGCUCUCCACAACCCUUUGUGGGUCGGCCGAGUCAAUCACAACCCUCUGUUGGUCGGCUCUCCACCACAUGCAAGGCUGGGCUGUGAGGCGCCUUCAGUUCCAGUCAGAAAAGGGUGCUUACGUGAAGAGAGCCAAUCCGAGGAGCUGGCUACUUUGCAAGUUCUGACGAUGUACAAUACUGAUCCCAGUGCAUUUACUUAGGCGCCUUCAGUUCCACUAGGGAAAGGGUGCUAAGCCUUACAUGAAGAGAGCCAAUCCGAGGAGCUGGCUACUUUGAAGUUAUGACGAUGUGCGGCAAUCACUGAUCCCAGUGCAUUUACUGGAACAUGUAUGUAAGAUUAUGUCAGUAUUUUAACUCCUAACGAUCACCAGAUUUACGUCGGCUAAUGACACGGAUUUAACUGAUUGGCAAACGACUGUACAUGCUAAAUACGCUGAGGCGUGUAUCGUGUUUUGCAGAUAAACGAAUAGAAAAGUAUUGGAAUAUCGGCACCGUGCGGCCAGAGGACACUGUUCUUAAAGACUUCCUUGUGCGGCUGGCGCGCCUUUGUCUUUAUGACCAUUUGAACUGAUUGGACUGGUACGAAGGCAACAUUUCACCGAAAUAUUUCUUGCAAAGGUCAGAUUUCACAGAAAUAUAUCUUGUACAAAAGAAAAUAGACCAAGGAACUACAAGUUACGCUAUAAUGAGCUGAUUGUUCAGUAACUGGUGGUGUUAGUGGACAUUAUAGCGUAACUUGUAGUUCCUUGGUCCAGUUUCUUUUGUAUAAAUUAAUCCUUGGCUCUCCAUCUGAGUCAAUAUAAUUAUAAUCUUGUUUUCUUUCUUCUUCUUUUUAAAUCUACUUGUAUGCAAAGCAUUGUGUCAAAGGCAGCCUCUUCCU
Messenger RNA from Sycon ciliatum, 5137 nucleotides. RefSeq lists its product as uncharacterized. The transcript has 6 exons. Lineage: Eukaryota; Metazoa; Porifera; Calcarea; Leucosolenida; Sycettidae. The record is from RefSeq and is a predicted model, not a curated record. The coding region runs from base 209 to 3700 and encodes 1163 amino acids.